AUGAAAAGCAAGCGAUCAUCAUUAUUUAGAAUACUACUAUCUUCAGGUUUAAUGGAAGGUUUGAAAAACGAAAUAACGCCUAAUUCUUUCUUUUGCUCGUUAAUCCGUUCUUUCUUUCUUUCUUUCUUUCUUUCUUUCUUUCGUUCUUUCUUUCUUUCUUUCUUUCUUUCAGAAUCGUCCAUCGUAUUUCUUUCUUUCUUUCUUUUUUUCUUUUUUUCUUUCGUCCGUUCCUUCGUUCAUUCAUCCUUUUUCAUUCUUUCUUUCUUUCUUUCUUUCUUUCUUUCAGAAUCGUCCAUCGUAUUUCUUUCUUUCUUUUUUUCUUUUUUUCUUUCGUCCGUUCCUUCGUUCAUUCAUCCUUUUUCUUUCUUUCUUUCUUUCAGAAUCGUCCAUCGUAUUUCUUUCUUUCUUUUUUUUUCUUUCGUCCGUUCCUUCGUUCAUUCAUCCUCCUUCGUUCUUUCUUUCUUUCUUUCUUUCUUUCUUUCUUUCAGAAUCGUCCAUCGUAUUUCUUUUUUUCUUUUUUUCUUUCGUCCGUUCCUUCGUUCAUUCAUCCUCCUUCUUUCUUUCUUUCUUUCUUUCUUUCUUUCUUUCUUUCUUUCUUUCUUUCAGAAUCGUCCAUCGUAUUUCUUUCUUUCUUUUUUUCUUUUUUUCUUUCGUCCGUUUCUUCGUUCAUUCAUCCUCCUUUCUUUCUUUCUUUCUUUCUUUCUUUCUUUCUUUCAGAAUCGUCCAUCAUAUUUCUUUCUUUCUUUUUUUUUCUUUUUUUCUUUCGUCCGUUCCUUCGUUCAUUCAUCCUCCUUCUUUCUUUCUUUCUUUCUUUCUUUCUUUCUUUCUUUCUUUCAGAAUCGUCCAUCGUAUUUCUUUCUUUCUUUUUUGUUUGUUUGUUUCUUUUUUCUUUCUUCUUCCUUUCUUUCGUCCGUUCCUUCGUUCAUUUAUCCUCCUUCCUCCUUUCUUUCUUUCUUCCUUUCUUUUGUUCAAGAUUCAUCACUCAAUACAGAAAUAUUACAAAGAUUAAGUAUCUAUCUAUCUAUCUAUCUAUCUAUCUAUCUAUCUAUCUAUCAUCUCUCAGUUAAUCUAUCUAUCUAUCUAUCUAUCUAUCUAUCUAUCUAUCUAUCUAUCUAUCUAUCUAUCUGUUGA
This is a messenger RNA of Acanthosepion pharaonis, 1131 nucleotides long. Lineage: Eukaryota; Metazoa; Mollusca; Cephalopoda; Sepiida; Sepiidae. The record is from the annotation of a GenBank genome assembly.